CUGUUGUGUGUUUGUGUCUCUCUAUUCACACAGUAAAAUGGCAGAAGCCAGAAUUUCAGUGGAUCAGGAUGAGUUCAUCUGUCCAGUGUGUCUGGAUCUCCUGAAGGAUCCAGUGGCCAUUCUCUGUGGACACAGUUACUGUAAGAGCUGUAUUACAGGCUGCUGGGAUCAGGAGGAUCAGAUGAGAGUCUACAGCUGCCCUCAGUGCAGACAGACCUUCAGACCAAGACCUGCUUUAGCUAGAAACACCAUGCUGGCUGAAGUGGUGGACAAACUGAAGAAGACUAAACUUCCCACUGACACUUACGCUGGAGAUGUGGAGUGUGAUGUUUGUACUGGAAGAAAAUACAAAGCCAUCAAGUCCUGUCUGGUGUGUCUGAACUCUUACUGUCAGAUUCACCUUGAACAACAUGAGCAUUGGUUUAAAGGAAAGAAACACAAUUUGACUGAAGCCACUGGACGACUGCAGGAGAUGAUCUGCCGUGAACAUGAGAAACAUCUGGAAAUGUACUGCAUCACUAACCAACAAUGCAUUUGUGUGCUGUGUACAAAAUAUGAACAUAAAAACCAUAACACUGUAUCAGCUGCAGCACAGAGGACAGAAAAACAGAUUCCCAUCAGCUCACUCUGGAUCUCAACACAGUAAAUAAACACCUCAGUCUGUCUGAGAGCAACAGAGUGAUUACUGGAACUCGCACAGAGCAGCCGUAUCCUGAUCAUCCAGACAGAUUUGAUCAGUGGUAUCAGGUGUUGUGUAGAAAGAGUGUGUGUGGACACUGUUACUGGGAGAUUGAGUGGACUGGAGAUGUGUGUAUCAGUGAUAUAUAAGAGCAUCAGCAGAAAGGGACGGGGGGUGAGUGUGCGUUUAACCAUAAUGAUCAGUCCUGGAGUUUGAUCUGCUCUCGCUUUGGUUACUCAUUCAUGCACAAUAGCUCACUGACUUUUCUCACUAUAGAGCCCAUCACCAGUAGAAUAGGGUUGUCUGAUGAUGAUGAUAUCAGCUGUAGAGUAGGAGUGUAUGUGGAUCACAGUGCAGGAACUCUGUCCUUCUACAGAGUCUCUGACACAAUGCGCCUCAUCCACACAGUCAAGACCACAUUCACUCAGCCGCUCUAUCCUGGGUUUGAGGUUUCUCAUAUAUCAUCAGUAAAACUGUGUUGAUAAAUCAUAGAACAAAUUGUAGAAUGAUUCUACCCAUAAUGGUUUGCGUCAUGCAUAGAGUGUGCAUAGAGUAUGCAUAGAGCGAGUGUACCAUAUAUAUGUAUAAACACACUCACACACAUUACUUUUAGUCUGCACAAGUCUGUAUACAUUGGAUUGAUUUUUUCAAUAACUUC
Molecule: messenger RNA, 1337 nt
Organism: Labeo rohita (rohu)
Lineage: Eukaryota; Metazoa; Chordata; Actinopteri; Cypriniformes; Cyprinidae
Product: E3 ubiquitin/ISG15 ligase TRIM25-like
Exons: 2
Coding region: 38-646 (202 amino acids)
Molecular function (GO): zinc ion binding
Source: RefSeq, a predicted model, not a curated record